Messenger RNA from Nerophis ophidion (straightnose pipefish), 2355 nucleotides. It is a transcript of the gene nhlh2, whose product is annotated as nescient helix loop helix 2. Bases 361 to 738 code for a protein of 125 amino acids. Lineage: Eukaryota; Metazoa; Chordata; Actinopteri; Syngnathiformes; Syngnathidae. The record is from RefSeq and is a predicted model, not a curated record. Gene Ontology annotation, biological process: regulation of transcription by RNA polymerase II. Gene Ontology annotation, molecular function: RNA polymerase II cis-regulatory region sequence-specific DNA binding; protein dimerization activity; DNA-binding transcription factor activity, RNA polymerase II-specific. The transcript is spliced from 2 exons.
CAUUCUUCAUCCGCCGGUAUCGUUUGGAUAUUUUCUCACAAGUGAGACUGAGCUCUGAAGGAAGUGGAUUAUCUCUCCAUCCUUUGUUUCCACCAUCUUCUUCUUCCACGGAUAGAAGAGUCCUCCAUUGUCUCUUCACCGCACAUGUGGAGGAGCUCCUCAUCCCCAUCAUCAGCAUCUUCUCCAUCCUCUCUCUGCAAACACCUGCAUGUUUUUGCAGGGAAGUUCUCCUGGUCGGUCGUCGCUGAAGUUGCGUGCUUGACUGCAACAUCCAGCCAGCAACAUGACUUCGAGUAGAGCCUAAAGACUUUUUUUUUUUCUUAAACAAGGAACUUUAGUCCAAAGAGAGAUUUUUUCAAGAUGAUGCUCAGUCCGGACCAGGCCGAGGCGGACCUCUCGUGGACUCAGUCCGACCCGGAGACGCUGCUGAGCGGCCUGAAGUCUGCGGGCUGCUCGUCGGAGGAACCGGCGGAGGAGGGCGAGGAGCGGGCCAACAAGUGUCGGUCCGAGCAGCCUCUGAGCCGCGAGGAGAAGCGGCGGCGGCGGCGGGCGACGGCCAAGUACCGCUCGGCCCACGCCACCAGGGAGCGGAUCCGAGUAGAGGCGUUCAACGUGGCCUUCGCGGAGCUCCGCAAACUGCUGCCCACUUUACCCCCCGACAAGAAACUGUCCAAAAUCGAGAUUCUCAGACUGGCUAUCUGCUACAUCUCCUACCUGAACCACGUCCUGGACGUCUAGACCUGAUCCGACGUAUCCUGAAGAAGUUCCUGGAGGUCUAGACCUGGUCCGAGAACCACGUCCUGGAGGUCUAGACCUGGUCCGUGUGGCCUUUACGUGCUCAUCAGCAGUAUUUGUACUACGUCCUUUACUUUGGACUCAUCACCCAACGCGGGACCAGGUUUCCCCACCAAAACCAGCAGGUAUGCACAGGGGUCCAAAGUGUGGCCGGGGGGGCCAUUUGUGGACUUUUUAUUAAUUUCCCGCCCAUUUAUUGUCUCUUCACAAAUUAUAAACAUUCUAAUGAGAAAGAAGAAGACUGUCGGUAAUGUUACAUAAAACAAUUUAAUUCUACAAACCAUUUGCUUAGUCAACUGUAACAUAAAGUUGACUAACAAUGGAUUGUUUUAAUAGCCAAUAAAAAUAAAAAUAAAUUAUUUUUUAUUUUUAUUAUAUUUUUUGCAAGCUUGGACACGUCUAAUAAAAAAAUAAUAAGAUAUACACUUUUCAUUUCCUGGACUUUUCACAAUAAAAGUGUCUUGUUGGUGGACAGCUACAAGGAGAUCCCUAAAGUCUGGACACUUGCACAUAUCAUACGACAUUUUUAUUUUUUAUUUUGUAUAAAAAUACAUUAAUCCCACGUAUUGAUUUUUUUUACCAUACUUGUAUUUAUAUUAUCAUAUAUAGCCUAUAUGUUUGAUUAAAUGAUUUAAUUUUAUUUAUUUUUGUAUUAUUCAUGUGUGAAAUACAACUUGAUAUAAUGCACAUAGUGUAUAUUCUAUUUGUCCAGACUUGAGGGCCAGCUUGUAGAUGAGAGCGUUUGGAAUAAAACAAACAAAAAAAAAAGGGUAAUAAAGAUAGCUGCUUUAGAUUUUUAGUUUAGGAAGGAUUAAAAAAAAAAAAAUCAAACGAAAUGCGUAAGUGCCACUUAAAUAACGUGUGACCUUGCUAGUUAUUUAUUUUAUUGUGUUGAUAUUUAAGAGUCAUUUAUUUAUGUUCGUAUCAGUGUGUGUUUUGCGUUUAGACUGUGAAGUUGUGGUGUUUUGGGGUUUUUUUUCGCACUCUUGAAAAAUGGCACUUUGUGUUUCUUUAUUUAUUUAUGCUGCGUUUGAUGUGUGUAUCAAUUCUUAUGACCUUUAUUUGAUGUCUAUUGUGUAUCAAUAGCAACGACAAGCACUUGAAGACGGAGCAGUGGCUCUAAAAUCUUUAUUUAUUUCCACUCAUAAAUGUCAUUUUGCAAUUCUGAAAAUAACAUAUUGUUUUUUUGCUGGGACCAAAUCAUUUGAAAAAAAUGACUUGUGUUGAAUAUUUUUGGUGUUUUUGCUUUGUGUUUCUGCUUCUUUUUUUGGGGGGGAAAUUAAUGAUGUGUUUUUGUCGUGACAUAUCUUGUAUCCAAAGAUCUGUUUGUCUCUUCAGGGUUGUGUAGACCACUUGUUGCUUUAUGCACAUCUUUUUCUAGUAGAGAUAUUAUUGCUUUCUAAACAACACUUUUCAUAUUUUCAAUUAAAAUGAACAUAUUGGAAAACACUGUUUGUAUUGUCUUUUAAACGUGCUGUAAUAUUUAGUACUUACGAGGGGCUGAAAAUUGGAGUUAAAGGUGACAAAGCGCAUUAGUAGACUCAAUGUUAUGUCAGCUUU